ACAACACAACACGACACAAACAAACACACCUCCUGCAAAGAUGAGGAAGGGUGUUGUUGUUGUCUUUGCUUGUUGGGUUGUCGUGCUUAGCACGGCACAAGUGCAUGCCCAACACGAUGCUCUCCAGAUUGCGCGAUGCCGCUUUGAGAUGGCAAACGACAUCACAAGCACAGCUUUCAACCUCAACCCUCAGCUCUUGUCAAACGCAUUGCAGAUGUCCUUCACGAACGUGUUGUCUGGGACGGUGACAGCGACGGUUCAGUGCAUGGACUCCUCGUCUGCGGUGUUGUACGAGACAUCGUUCAUGUAUGAAGGCAGCUCGCUGUCUCAAGAAGCCGUGCUUGCCAACCUCGAACCAACGGAUGGGCAAUCUGCACAUGUGCCCUUCUUUUCCAGAUUUGCGCUCGCGGAGUCACCCUCUGAAGCCCGUGCUGAAGUGCUUGCUCGGUCGUUCUUGGGCAACGAAUUUGAGUACGCGAUGCAAGCCAUCUCGUCGUCACUGGCACCACUCACGCCACAGCAGUGCAGCGCCACGUCAGAUGCGUGCGACGCCACAUAUCCCAGCAGCGACGAGCCCAUCAUCUUCGCGGUCACAGCGACGGAGCAAAACACGGGCUACAGUGCCCAUGUGACUGGCGACAAGACCGCGCUGCUUGCAGGCAAUUUCCACGGCGCGUUUAACCAGGAGCCCGUUAUCACGCGUCUUGGGUUUGACCAGUCCGCUGUGACGUUUGGCACCUCCAUCACGCUGACUGCAAGCUUCCUCGACUUUGAUGUGAGCAACGUCUCUGCCAGCGACGAGGCGCUCGCAUAUGCGUUCACCAUCGACCACGUCGACGCCUCUGGCACCGUCAUCACGGCUGGCGGCGGCAGCAUGUGCAGCUCGGGCUGGUUGACACUGGACAAUGGGCACCCACUGGCCGGUAGCGUGUCGAGUCUUGGUCCCGCUGCUCGUGUGUUCACAGGCACGUUCCAGCCAUCGGGGUCCGGCGUCUCGCGCCGCUGCAGGAUUACGCUCACCGUCACAGAUUGGCAGGACGUCACCACAAGCGCUGACGUGACAGUGGAAGUUGGCUCAUCCGUCACGUCCACGGGUGCUGUCGGAGUGACGACGGAUGCCGCUGAUGCGCUCCCGUUUGUCUUUGCACGGCAGGGCGUUUCCGAAGGGAUUGUCACUCUAUUCAUGCCAGACAAGUGUGACGGCGUGACAUGCGCGAGUGAAACGCAGUGCCUGCAAGCAUCCAUUUGUGAUUCUGGAACGGGCACGUGCCUUGACCAGGUGCCCAAAACCGGCCAGGCAUGCGACGACGGCGACGACACCACACGUGACGAUACCUGCACCAGCCAGGGCGUGUGUGUGGGCACAUCAAAGUGCCUUGGGGUGGUGUGCGAGCCACUGUCCACAUGUCACAACGCUGGUGUUUGCAUCCCAAAUCUGGGCGCCUGCUCCCCCUCCACACUCAAGGCGGCCGGCGAGUACUGCGACGACAUGGAUGACACGACCGUGUUUGACAUUUGCGAUGCCGUCGGCAACUGCCAAGGAACAGACGUUGCAGAGUUGAUCCGUGACGAUGAGGUGGACUUCACCGCCAUCGCUGGCGCCGAUCCUGUUCGCCUGCGCAGUCUUCUUUCGUCACUGCCAGACGUCUGCUGUGAAUCAGAGGUGUGCUGCCAGCCGUGCUCGUCCGGCGCGUGCGCGGCCGGCGACUACGAUCGCCUCUGGUACCUCCAGACAGACCUCGCUUGAUGAGUCGCGGUGCUGCUGUGGCGUCGUCUGUCGCCUUGCUUUGUGUUCUCAGUAAUAACACACUGCCCCACCCCAUACACACACACACAUUACAAACAUGUUAUUCUUGUGACGUUUCGUCGUCGAUGUCUUGUUCUUCUGUCUGUGUCAUGUUUUGCUCACACCUUGUCUUCUGACCUGCACAGUCCCAGCGACUGCAGCAGCUUUGCCUGUGCCUUUUUUUAGUUUUUUUUUUUCCUUGUCUGUGGAUGUUCUGAACCGCGCGCUCCAAUGAUUCGCAACUGCCGCGUGUGCGCG
This is a messenger RNA of Salpingoeca rosetta, 2044 nucleotides long. RefSeq lists its product as uncharacterized. Lineage: Eukaryota; Choanoflagellata; Craspedida; Salpingoecidae. The transcript is spliced from 14 exons. Bases 41 to 1747 code for a protein of 568 amino acids. The record is from RefSeq and is a predicted model, not a curated record.